AAAAAUCUUACUCACCAAUGUAAUCCACGUUAUAGUAUCAUAAUAUACACUUGUUUAAAAUUUUGGAACAUCGUAGGUGUGUUCGAAUAAUAAUUAUCACUAUAAAUGUACCUAGUAUUAUACCCGACAAAAAAGAAAUGCACCACCCUUCAAAUUGAAAUUCGAAUAUAAAAUGUAUAAUAUGAAAUGUAUAAUAAUAAAAAUAUCUGAUAAGAUAAAUAUGUCACCAUCAAAAUAUUUUAUUUUCAGUUUAGCUGAGAGUACUAAAAAGAAAAUUAAGUGGGCAUAUAACCUUUUCAACACAUGGAAAACACAAAGAAAUGCCAUAGCCGUAGCUGAUCUCAGUCUUAAUAUAAGUAUUAUUUCACCAGAUCUAGAAGUGAUGACAAAGGAUGAAUUGUGUUUUGCUCUUUCUAGGUUCAUCUGUGAGAUCAAAAAAGAAAACGGAGAAGAAUAUCCCGGUCAAACCCUUUACGAAAUUUUAAUAAACAUACAGUUAUAUUUAGAGGGAAAGGGGAAAUAUUUCAAAUUUCUAAACGAAGAUUGUUUUAUCCAAAUAAAGAAUACACUCGAUCACACUAUGAAAGAACGAGCGAGAUCUGGUUUAGGAACUCACAAGAAAAAAGCACAGGAAAUUACUUACGACGAAGAAAACAUGCUAUGGGAGAAAGGAAUUCUAGGAAAUACUACUCCGCAAAAGCUCCUUGAUACGACUAUUUAUUUAUUUGGUUUAAAUUUUGCUCUUCGUGCUGGAAAGGAGCAUCGAGAUCUAAGAUGGGAAAACAGUCAAAUAUCAGAGCACACGGAUACAAAUGGUGACUCCUACCUUGUAUACAGAGAGGAUGUUUCCAAGUCAAACCAAGGCGGACUGAAAUCGCGGAAGUGCAAGCAAAAAGUGGUUUUUGCUUAUGAGAACAAAGACAAUCCUGACAGAUGUAUUGUAAAAUUUUAUAGAGACUACAUAUCUCAUUGCCCAGAAAAAAGACCAAAAAAUGCCUUUUACUUGAAACCCAUACCAAAAUCGACUGGACAAGUUUGGUUUGCUGCUAUGCCCGUGGGUAUAAAUAUGCUGACAGCAACAAUUGCAGGGUAUAAAGGUACCACAUUGGAUACCUUUAUGGAUUAA
Molecule: messenger RNA, 1126 nt
Organism: Mytilus californianus (California mussel)
Lineage: Eukaryota; Metazoa; Mollusca; Bivalvia; Mytilida; Mytilidae
Product: zinc finger MYM-type protein 3-like
Exons: 3
Coding region: 173-1126 (317 amino acids)
Source: RefSeq, a predicted model, not a curated record